Tuber melanosporum (Perigord truffle) is the source of this 2640-nucleotide messenger RNA. RefSeq lists its product as uncharacterized. The transcript is spliced from 4 exons. The coding region runs from base 389 to 2002 and encodes 537 amino acids. Lineage: Eukaryota; Fungi; Ascomycota; Pezizomycetes; Pezizales; Tuberaceae. The record is from RefSeq and is a predicted model, not a curated record.
CUCUCAUCCAUCCUUCACAUCCCUACAAGUGCACCCCGACCCUUUUAAUUGGUCGAGGGUUGAUAUUAUUAAAUAUCUGUCUCUUUCCGCCUUUUUCUUGCGUUCGGCCCUGCGUGUCCGAGAUUCAUCCAUCGUUCGUCGCUUUGUCGUCUUUUAAUUGGGAAGAAAAAAAAUAAAAAAAUAAUAAGGAAAAGGCGCCGGCUUUGGCUUUUCUGAUGUGCGUGCGUGCCCCGGCAGCAUCAACUAUAAGCGAACCCCUAGAACAGAGGCACCUCUAAAACGCCACCGUUUUCACGCUUAUCAUUAGUAAUUUUUUCGCCACGUCCGGUGACACUCCGCUGCUCCGCCGCCCUAAGCUGCCAAAAAAAAACAAAAAACAAGGAAAACCAUGUCUUCCUCACCCGUCAGCCAAAACCAGCCCCCGCCCUACUCACCCGUAGAUGGGAAUGGCUUCUCCCAACACAGGGAACAACACCAGCAGACUCAGCAAUCAUCAUCAGAGCCAGAGGACUUUUAUAGACCCGGUUCUCAACCAAGAGUGAAUACCGUGAAUACCGAUCCAGCGUCCGACAUGGACCACAUCUCUCCCGUAUCUCCAAGUUCCCCUGCAGACUCACAAGCGCCCAUAAUGGCAUCUACGCGUGAACAGCAACUUCAGGACGCCGUGGUUGGAACUGCACAGGAGUAUCCUCCGCCGCCCCUUCCUGUGGCGGUUCUUCCGCCUCCGACGGUUCAGGAGUACUCGGAGCACCUGAACACUUCGCAGACGGUUUAUGCCCCCGUGAGUGCUUACUCCACCACGUCGGGUGUGGUGAACGGGGAGAUUGGCGCGGUUCCCGGGCCAACGCCUCGGACUCCAAGAAUGGUGAUGGCGGAUGGUGGAUACGCUGUGCCGAUGACGCCCUUGACGCCCGCUUUGAAGACUCCAACGUUUAAGGAGGAGGCGGAGGUUUCCAAGUAUGACGAGAAGGUUCGGAAAUUCGACAAGAAGGAUUUGGCUGUCAAGCUGAAAGUCCGUCUGGCUAAGAUUUUCCUCCGGGGUAUCAAUUGUGCUUGUAGUCUCGUCGUUCUCGCCCUUAUCGCUUCAACUUUCGCAAUCUUCAAUGCAACCAAAGCUCUGCCUCCUCGUAACAAUCUUCCACCUUGGGCUGUCAACACCCCUCAAUGGCCACAAAUAACUGUCCUGUGUAUCGCUUGCGUGUCCCUGGUAAUCUCGCUCUAUAUCAUGUAUUCUUACUGGCGGGGCGGGCACAAUCGGGCCGAGAAAGUUGCUGUCUACUGGACUGUCUUUGCCGUUGGAACAUUCAUCUUCACGAUCGUAAUUUGGGCUAUAGCAGCGGGCAUCAUGCAGGGUAGUCGCAACAGCUCCGAGGGGAAGGAUUUGUGGGGAUGGGCUUGCAAGGACAAUAAUAGACGGAAACUUUUCGAGGAGGAGGUUAACUAUCGUCUUGUUUGUCGUCAACAGGAUUGGGUCCUCGUUUGUGCUAUCAUCGAGAUCUCGGUUGAAUGCGUCUCGAUCGCCGUCUAUGCAUUCGCCUUUUACAGACUAACCUCCAAGCGCCGCCUCCGUAAAUCCAUGGAUAUCCGCGACAAGGCACGCAGCGAUUUAUGGCUCGCCAAGCUCCACGAACAACAAGCCGAGGAGGCCGCCGCCGCGACAAACGACCCGGAGACGAAUGCAAACACCGCAUACAACAAAUUGACAUCCGCCACCUCACCCCAGGAGCUGGAGGAAGGCCGGGCGGUUCCAGUGCUCAUGAGGCCCCCUCCGGGGCAUUACGCCACGGUUCCACAUAAGGCACCGGAGGUGGCUGGAGGGGAUGACGCGAGGGGGAUCAAUCCCAGCGUUACCGUCACCCCUCCGGGUAGUUCACAGGGCCCGCAAGAACUGGGCGUCGAACCUCCACUACGAAGUCCAGCAUUGGCAAUCGGUGCGGUUCCACCGACGCCGCGGUCUGUCAGCUUCCAGGCACCACCACCUGGAUCAAGGGGAAGUAAAUGAAAUAUGAUAUAAAAAAAGAGUUCAUUUUUUCCCUUUGUUACGCGUGUUUGGAAUUUAUCAUAGCGGAAGACAGCUCCUUCAGUGGAACUGGGGUGGAGUUGUAGGUUCUCUUUUGUCAGCUUUUUUCUUCAGUUCCUUCUCUUUUCCUUGCUCUUUCGAUUUCUUGACGUCAAUACAUUUGGUUCAACCUUUUCUUUUCUUUUUCUCCUAUCUCGUUUUAUCUCUUUACUUCCUUUCUGGAUUAUCCGGGGAAAGCUCAUACCCCUCUCCACAUUCCAAGCCCCAAAAUUUUGUUCAAUUUCUUCCUCCCUUUCAUAACGCUCGCACUCUAUUUGGCGGGGUCUCUAUCUAUAUUGUACGAAAACUCUGAAGACGAAAAACAGCCACAGAUUCUGCUACUCCUCUCGAGAUGUUGUGGGAUGGGUACGUGCAUUAGGGUCGACGUGGGUGUAAGGUGCGGUGACGUUCUUUUGAAUAUGUACUUGUAUUUUAAUACUCUCCUUUUUGAUAUAUUUUGGCGGGGGGGGGGGGGGGUAUGCGGGAAUGACGAGAUGAUGGUUGAUUGGUUCGCGGGGGGGUGGUAAAAUUGGUUGGUAGGGAUUGUAUAAGUUAAGAAUUUAUGAGGAUUUUAAAUUGGG